Molecule: messenger RNA, 2023 nt
Organism: Chenopodium quinoa (quinoa)
Lineage: Eukaryota; Viridiplantae; Streptophyta; Magnoliopsida; Caryophyllales; Amaranthaceae
Product: protein trichome birefringence-like 33
Exons: 6
Coding region: 408-1742 (444 amino acids)
Cellular component (GO): Golgi apparatus
Molecular function (GO): O-acetyltransferase activity
Source: RefSeq, a predicted model, not a curated record
UUUUUUUUUUUUUUGUGGGUAGAGAGAAUUACAACUUACAAGAAUAAUGAUAUAGAAAAAAUUUGUCCGUUCGAUUUUAAUUCUUAAUACUAUCCCUUAAACUUAAUCAAUUAAGUUAACUGAUAUCCACAAUAAACUAUGAUUUAUAAAUUACAGGUAUAAUAAAAAAUAUCUUUAAUUAAAAAAAUCAAAAUCUAAAGAAAGAAGUUCCUAAAUUUUAUGAUGAUCUACCUAAAUAAAAUAUAAAAAUCAAAUUAAUUUCUUUCUCCACUUUUUCCAAAUCCUAUAUAAUCCUCAUUCUAACAAACUCCCUCCUUCUCCACGUUCCAACCCACCAAACAUUUUUUUUUUUUUUUUUGAAAAAAAAAAAACUCUCAAAAUUCCAAAAAAAGAAAAAAAAAAUAAAAAUGAAGGCACCUCUAACAUCAUCAAUGGCGAUGAAUCAAAUGGUGAGAAAAGCUCGAAUAUCAACACCCUUCAUCUUCACUCUUCUCGCUUUCAUCAUCUUCGUUGUCAUUUUGUACGGUCAAGAUUUCGCCUGCACUUUCUCUAGUUUUGAUGAUCACCAACACUUGCAAACACUCGAUAAUUCCUUUCACAACUCCAAACUUCACCCCAGCUUUGUGGAGAGAAAGGAGAAGAAGAAUAAGGGGAAGAGAAAGAAAAGACUGCCGUUCGCGGUGGGGAAGACGGCGGAGGAUUGUGAUAUAUUCGACGGCGAAUGGGUGAAAGACACGGUGGAUAAGCCAAUGUACGAGGAAUGGGAGUGUCCGUACAUUCAACCACAGUUGACAUGUCAAGAACAUGGUCGUCCUGACAGAGGCUAUCAGAAUUGGCGUUGGCAGCCUCGCCGUUGUGAUCUUCCUAAAUUCAAUGCAACCUUAAUGCUGGAGACUCUUCGGGGCAAGAGAAUGCUGUUUGUUGGCGAUUCCUUAAACCGGGGUCAGUACAUUUCCAUGAUCUGUCUUCUGCAUAGACUUGUACCUGAAGAAGGCAAAGUGAUGGAGAACUCUAACUCUUCGUUGACAGUCUUCAGAUUAAAGGAUUACAAUGCGACCAUUGAAUUCUACUGGGCGCCCUUCCUGCUUGAGUCAAACUCCGAUGAUGCUGUUGUACACAGAAUACAAGACAGAAUAGUUCGCAAGGGAUCUAUAGAUACACAUGGGAAACACUGGAAAGGAGCUGAUAUUGUGGUGUUUAACACAUACCUCUGGUGGAUGACUGGUCUUCAGUUCAAGAUCUUAAAAGGGUCUUUCAAAGACGAGGUGCUGGAAAUCGAAGAGCCCUCCACUGAGGAUGCUUAUCGAUUGGGAAUGAAGAGCAUGUUGAAAUGGGUUGAGAGAAAUAUGGACCCAAAGAAGACGAGGGUCUUCUUCACUAGCAUGUCACCUACUCAUGCAAAGAGCAUAGAUUGGGGAGGUGAGGAAGGUGGAAACUGUUAUAAUGAAUCGACUUUGAUAGAGGAUCCUGAAUACUGGGGUUCAGAUUCUCGUAAAAGCAUAAUGAAAGUAAUUGGAGAAGAGUUCAGCAAAUCUAAGGCGCCUGUAACAUUUCUCAACAUCACACAACUAUCCAGCUACCGGAAGGAUGCACACACACAAAUUUACAAAAAGCAGUGGAACCCUCUGACUCCAGAGCAGAAAGCAGACCCUAAGAGCUAUGCAGAUUGUGUGCACUGGUGUCUGCCAGGAUUACAAGAUACUUGGAAUGAACUACUAUUUGCAAAACUGUUCUAUCCUUAGCACAAGAGACUGGUUCAAUUCUAGAGCUUCUAUGAUUACUAUCUGAGGUUUGUUCAUGGAUGAAAGCACCCUGAUACCUAACUUGCCAAGGGCAACAAUUUUGGAAAGAAGAUGAAUCAAGGAAUUAAGAAUGACGAAGUUUUGUGUACAAAUUAUGUUGAAAACGAUUGUAAGUAAUAUAAGUGAUUCAAAUGGGAUUAAUUCUUUGUACAUGAACAAUCAUGUAAUGCAGAAGAUUAUACAGAAAUGAAAUUUCUGGAAAAAUUUCCAGGUUAAUGUUC